Messenger RNA from Arctia plantaginis, 969 nucleotides. The record is from the annotation of a GenBank genome assembly. NCBI's taxonomy places the organism in Eukaryota, Metazoa, Arthropoda, Insecta, Lepidoptera, Erebidae.
AUGGACUGCUGCAAGUACGGAGAGUACCGCGCGCACGGGCAGUACGGCGCGGGCGCCGGCUGGGAGGGCUACGGCUCAUACGCGCCACUGCCCUAUGCGUCCUACGCACCCUAUGCGCACCACUACCACGCGGCGCACGCGCACGAUCCCUACGCGCGUUACUACCGCUAUGAAUACCCCACCCACCACGUGCACCACGCUGAUCAUGCCAUGCCUAUGGAUUACGGCGCAUACGCGUCGAAGGAGACGCGCGUGCGGCGAUCACUUGCACGGAGGGAUCAGCGUGCACAGACUCCAACGCAGCACCUACCUCUGCCCCCCACGCCACCACUAGAAUGUGGAUUGAACGGCCGGGGUCCUGUGUACUGCGAACCGCAGAUGUGGCCGCAUUAUCAGAUGGGUGUUAUGGGUGGCGGCGGCGGUGGCAGUGGUUGGAAUGGCGCUAACGCUGUCAACAGCGGGUGGGCACCGCGUAGUGCGUGCUCGCGUGACCGCAUGCGGUAUUCUGCCGAAUGUCGACCAAUGAAGAGCAUGCAUAGUCAAAAUCAAACGUGUCAGCCGGAUGGAAGAUCUACGCCCUAUACUGUUUACGAAGAUAUGCCUUUUAAUGAACGAGAACAUGGCGCGAGGCACAGAAAUACACCUGAGUUCACAUGUAGUGUGGCUCAGACUGAAACUUCACGUGGUGUGCGCGAUCGGUUUGAGCGCUUUUCUCUAGAGCCACGACGCUCUCCUCCUGAAGAGAAACGCCCGCCGCCCGUAGUUCCACUACCUGCCUUCCAACAAGCUUUUGGCUCCACUGAAAUUGGGAAAUUUGCCGAGGCGUUCAGUCGAACAGAAACAGCAGUAGACGACGACGCUGCUGAUAGUUUUUUGUACGAUUCAUAUCCUGACUGGGACGGUCCGAUCGAGCCUCAAUGGUCGUCGCAGCCUGCUUCUAGGGAGAUCAAAUGCGAAGACAACUUUUAA